Lithohypha guttulata is the source of this 1254-nucleotide messenger RNA. It is a transcript of the gene KRE2, whose product is annotated as alpha 1,2-mannosyltransferase 2.4.1. Gene Ontology annotation, molecular function: alpha-1,2-mannosyltransferase activity. The transcript has 2 exons. Lineage: Eukaryota; Fungi; Ascomycota; Eurotiomycetes; Chaetothyriales; Trichomeriaceae. The record is from RefSeq and is a predicted model, not a curated record. Bases 1 to 1254 code for a protein of 417 amino acids. Gene Ontology annotation, biological process: protein O-linked glycosylation; cell wall mannoprotein biosynthetic process; protein N-linked glycosylation. Gene Ontology annotation, cellular component: membrane; Golgi apparatus.
AUGGCUACGGGCAACGUGCGAUAUGCUCGUUACGUCCUCUUCGCGAUCUUCGGCAUCGUCGUGAUCUACCUAAUAUCGACCUCCUCGUUACCUCAAUACACUGAACCAUUAAAAGAUCAUGCCGGUCAACUGCUGGGAGGCUUUAAGGGAGCACCGCAGGCAGAAGAUCAAAAAAUAUAUAGCACUGCAACCACUACGGCUUUGUCGUCCCAACCUACCUCCGUUAAUCCGGCGCUGACUCACUUUCCCCUUGACGAUCUCACACCUUCGGCGCCCGAAGGAAAGGCCAACGCGACUUUCGUUACUCUGGCUCGAAACUCAGACAUAUGGGAAAUAGCACGUUCCAUUCGUCAGGUCGAGGACAGAUUCAACAGAAAUUAUCACUACGAUUGGGUCUUCCUAAACGACAAGCCAUUUGACGACACUUUCAAGAAAGUUACCACUUCACUCGUAUCAGGCAAAACUCACUAUGGCGAGAUCAAGGAAGAGCAUUGGUCUUUCCCGUCAUGGAUUGAUCAGGACAAGGCCAGACAGGUCAGAGAAGAUAUGGCGCAAAGGAAGAUCAUCUAUGGCGAUUCCAUCAGUUACAGACACAUGUGCAGAUUUGAGUCUGGCUUCUUCUUCCGUCAACCUCUCAUGAUGAACUAUGAAUGGUACUGGAGAGUUGAGCCCAGUGUUGAACUCUUCUGCGAUGUUCACUAUGAUCCUUUCAAGUUCAUGAUUGAGAACAAGAAGAAGUACAGCUUUGUCCUCAGCCUGUACGAGUACGUUGAGACUAUUCCGACCUUGUGGGACAGCGUCAAGAAAUUCAUGAAAAAACAUCCUGAGCAUCUCGCUGCGGACAACUCUCUUGAAUUCUUGAGUGACGACAAUGGCGAAACCUACAACAAAUGUCACUUUUGGUCUAACUUUGAGAUUGGCAACCUGGACUGGCUUCGAUCCAAGGCCUACAUUGACUUCUUUGAAACACUCGAUAAGGACGGUGGUUUCUUCUACGAACGAUGGGGCGACGCGCCAGUUCACUCAAUAGCUGCCGGCCUUCUCCUCGACAAGUCUGAGAUCCACUUCUUCAACGAUAUUGCCUACUACCACGUCCCAUUCACUCACUGUCCAACUGGUGAAGAUGUUCGCCUCAAGCUAAAAUGUCACUGCAACCCUGAGCAGAAUUUUGACUGGAAGAGCUACUCGUGUACAAGUCGAUACUUUGAACUGAACAAACUGGAGAAGCCAGCUGGCUGGCACGAUCAGCAAUAA